This is a messenger RNA of Linepithema humile (Argentine ant), 1079 nucleotides long. The record is from RefSeq and is a predicted model, not a curated record. NCBI's taxonomy places the organism in Eukaryota, Metazoa, Arthropoda, Insecta, Hymenoptera, Formicidae.
UGACAGUCAAACGCACUGUGUUUCUUCAUUAUUUAGUGACGAGAGCUACAGAAAAUUUCGUUAACAGUGUGAUUUCUCUAUCAGUGCAAAAUAGUUAUUGGGAAUCUUCAGGAACAGUUGCAUUUAUAAGUGUUUUCUGGGCGAAUUCAAAAAACGUCAAACAGAGGCAAACAAGACAUUAAUCAUUUCUUUUAAACUGAGAAACGUAUGAAAUAGCUCGAGAAAUGGAAGAUCAUGCUAUUAGUGUCUCUACCUCGGAAGAGAAACAAUUGGAAAUCCUCAACCAACAAUCAGAAAAAAACCUGCAAAAAAGAACGAUAAAAAGACCUGCUUUUCAUGAUGAAUUGGACGAUUCCACCAGCGGUGUACAUAGUAUUCGUGAUGUCAAUGAUAUUUAUAUUCAUGACAUGAGUGACGUUUAUGACAUUGAGGUGCAGGUGGAUAAUGUUGAUGACGUUAAUGAUGUUAAUGAUGUCAAUGAUGUUAAUGAUGUAAAUAAUAGUCACACUUGUUGCGAAGCAUGUUGUACGACACUACAAACUUUCACACAAAAAAUUAUGACAAAUACAAUAAGAGUAACGAAAAAAUUAGAUUUUAUCAUUAAUCUAAUUGAAAAUAAGGAUGUUGCGUGUGAGAGUACUACUAAAUGUGAAACAACAUUAUUACCUUCUUUACCUCUAAUGACAAUAGAAGAUUGUUUAAAAUUUGAAGAGCAGCUUCAACAAGAUAAGGAAAUCAGAAAGCAGUUAAAAAAGAAAAUUUCAACAAUCGGAGGAACGACGUAUGCCAAUAAAACAAGAAAUAUUAUGAAAUUUAUUCUAGAUGAUAACGUUGCAAAAAAAUUAUCGUGGACAGGACGAAGACAAUCAGUACCAAUAAAAGACACAACAUUUGCCAACAUUAUUAUAGAUUACAUUUCUACGAUCGAAAAUUGCAGUCUUUAUCAGGUGCAAAAAGUUAUUCAAGAAUGGUUGCGGCACGCAGGAGAUCGCCUCAGUCGUUUAUUAAAGAAGACAUAAUAUAAAGUGAUAUAAGUAGUGAUAUAAAUAUAUAGUUUUAUAAGUGUGACAAAUAUACAU